Aspergillus brunneoviolaceus CBS 621.78 is the source of this 5371-nucleotide messenger RNA. Its product is annotated as SH3 domain protein. Gene Ontology annotation, cellular component: U2-type spliceosomal complex. Bases 440 to 5191 code for a protein of 1583 amino acids. The record is from RefSeq and is a predicted model, not a curated record. The transcript is spliced from 7 exons. Gene Ontology annotation, biological process: mRNA splicing, via spliceosome. Lineage: Eukaryota; Fungi; Ascomycota; Eurotiomycetes; Eurotiales; Aspergillaceae. Gene Ontology annotation, molecular function: protein binding.
UCAUUCCCUACCUUCCGCCUCUAAUUCUCAAUUCCUCCCUCUAUAGUCCCUCUCUUCCUACCUUCCCUUUUGUGAAUAAUUUAUUAUUCCGUGGACAGUGUGUCCUCCUGACUGCAGUAAGUUUCUCACUAGCCUGGAUCCCACCAUCUGUCCUUCUGGCGGUGUGUGUGAGCGAGCGUCUCCGAUCCCCCCCUCUCCAUCCGCCAUGCUCUGACGUACGUCAGUCCACCAGGCUGACAUAUUCUUAUUGUUAUUUUCCUUGUCCUCAAAGCAGACCACCUCGCAGUGAAGCACAUCUCGCAUAUGUUUUACUGCAUAAAGCCGUACAUAAUUUAGUGCUUCUGCCUGCAGAUAUCCCACCUGUCACUUCGAUUCAAUCCAUUCCUCCGAUCCCAAGUCAUCCAUUUCACCUCCGUGACGGGAACCACCAACUUGCCAAAUGUCCAGUCCGCCAUUCACGGUCAGAGCGGUCUUCGAGUAUUCUUCGGACCACGAUGACGACCUUAAUUUCGCUAUCGGACAGAUUAUAACCGUCACAGCUGAGGAAGAUGCUGAGUGGUACUUUGGUGAGUAUGCGGACGACUCCGGGCGCAAAGUAGAGGGCAUUUUCCCCAAGAAUUUCGUCGAAAGAUAUGAGCCCCCUGCACCCCCGCGACCGACUCGUCCCAGCAGACCCAGAAAGGAACCAGAGCCGGUUCCGCCACCCCCGGAGCCCGCUGCUGCACCUGCAAUCCCUGCUCCAGAGAGUUCCUACCAUCCCGAGCCCGAACCAGAGCCCGAGCUUGAAUCUGAGCCUGAGCCUGAGCAUGAGCCCGAGGUUGAAAAGACACCGGCGGCCGUACCUCAGCCACCUAGCUCUCCCCCUCCAGCUCUGGCAUCGCCGGCAAGUGAGGUCCCUCCGUUUAAGCCGGUAGCAGCUCCCAUUCCCCAACCUUCGACGAGGGAUGCUGGUGAACCCGUCCCUAAACCUGUAUCCAAGCCUCCGCCUCCCGCUGUCGCCGAGAAGCCUACCGGGUCGUCUUUCAAGGAUCGUAUUGCGGCGUUCAACAAGCCUGCUGCGCCGCCAGUUGCGCCUUUCAAGCCAGGCGGCCUCUCUCAGAGCUCCAACACGUUUAUCCGGAAACCGUUUGUUGCACCGCCACCUAGUAAGAACGCCUAUGUACCUCCGCCCAGAGAGCCUCCCCCGCAAAAGGUAUAUCGCAGAGAAGAAGAUCCUGAUGUUCAAGAACGAGUCACGAGAGAACUUCCUACGCGAGAGCCUCCUGUGUCUGAGACCCGUCCCCUGUCAAGUGAUGGUCCGGAAGAAGGCGCGGAGGAUCAGCCCAAGCCAACAAGUCUCAAGGAACGUAUCGCGCUUCUCCAGAAACAACAGAUGGAACAGGCUCAACGUCAUGCCGAAGCUGCGCAAAAGAAGGAAAAGGCGAAGCGGCCUCCGAAGAAGCGUCUCGAAUCCCACGAAGACACUCUUCCUACACAAGAUCUUUCAGCCGAAGGAGCCGAAGCAAACGAUGCGGCACGAGAACCUGCCCAUGAAGCAGUGGGACCAGCUGUGCCGCAGCAUGCAAUGCCACCCCCACCUGCGCAGGAGCUCGCCAGUGACACCAAUGAUGCGGAUGAUUCUGCUGCUGCCGACACGGAGGAUGCGGAGGAAACUUCCACGAGCAAGGAAGACUCCGACGAGCGGGCCCGUGCAGAGGCUAGACGUCAAGCACAGGCUCAGGAUGCGCAGGCAAAGGCAGAACGUACAGAUGAACCGCAGUCAGAUGAUGACAACGAAGAAGCCGAGGAACCAGUCCAGCCAGACGAGGACGAGGACGAAGAGGAGGAAAUUGACCCUGAGGUCAAGCGGAAGAUGGAACUCCGAGAGAGAAUGGCAAAGAUGAGUGGUGGUAUGGGUAUGAUGGGUUUCUUCGGACCCCCUGGUGGGAUGCCUAUUCCUGGUGCGGCUCGCAAACCUAAGGCGCCUGCGACUGUGGAGGCGGAGAGAGCCAUUGAUGAUGAGAGCUCCCGUCCCGCCGCAGCCCCUCCCGUCCCUAUCAUGGCCUUGCCUGGAAUGAAUGCAGGAAAGCCUCCAGUUUAUCCUAAUGUCCAGAAAGAGGAAGAACAGGAGGAAGAACAGGACGAGUCUCCCGCAAGUCCGAUAACUGAGCAGCAUGCUGCACACGAGGUUCCUGAUGUAGAGGAAGUUGUCCAUGAAGAACCUCCUCAACGGCGUAUGUCUGCCGAUAGACCAUUUACACCUCAAGAGCGCGCAGUUCCUCCCCCUCCCCCACUCAAUACGCGCCCGGUACCACCUCCAGUUCCUCAUGAACAGCCUUUGUCCCCUCCGCCGAUUCCAGGAUCUCAAUCUCUGCCCCCACCCAAGGGCGCUGCACCUGCUGAUCCAGGAGACGAAUCUGAUGACGAAUUGUCCCUGCAUCCGAACGCUACGCCGGCCACUGCAGCAGCAGAGCAACCAGCACCUCCGCUCCCCGACCAUCUCGACUCUCGCCGAGCAUCGACCUACGAUACAACAUCUCCCUUGUCACCUACACUCCCUGCAGACAAGAGAAUGAGCCGCCCUCCUCCCCCAGUACCAGUCAAUCCCCCAGUCCCAUCUCAGAGUAGACCCAUCCCUCCCCCUCCUCCAGUCAAUAUGCGGCGAAGGUCUACAACCGACAGUCGGACAAGCAUGGCUUCGCAGCCCCGCCAAGCUGGCGAGGGUACCGAAGGCGAAAUAACUGAAUAUGAUGGCGACUACGACACGGACAUCGCAUCUGGUGCUAAGUUCAAGGAUGCUCUGAAGUCACACGGCCGCGAUUCUAGCCUCGACGAAGGUGUCAUGACCGACGAACACUCGCUUCGAUCUCCUGGAAGCCCGCCCCAGACUCGUCUCCCGCCUCCCCCUCCACUAUCUGCCCCACGCGCAGUGCCCCCUCCCCCGCCGAUCCAGCCUCCAAAGAGUUCCGGCAGAGACUCAAUACAGUCGCCUAGAGGACCUCCACCUCCUCCACCGCAAAGAGAGCCUUCAUAUGGCGGUGAUGAUGAUGAGUAUGAUCCUUACCGUUAUACUGCCCCCCAGCAUGGCGUGCCUGUUUCGAGAGCACCACCACCGCCACCAGUUCCCAGCGGCCCGGUGGAAGCUCCACCGAUGCCUCCUCGGUCCGCUGAAGACGAGUCCGAUGAUCUCUAUGAAGCUUCGCCCGUUCAGCCUUAUGGCGAGACGUCCAUUUCGUCGCCUCGCGAAAAGCGCGCCUCAAUGGCUCCCCCGCCCCCUAGUCUACCUCCGCCUACACCUCGUAGCAACCGUGCAUCGCUUGACAUUCCAAGAGCCCAGCCCAGUGUUCGGAGAUCUAUGGAUGUUUCCCGUCCAUCUAUCGAUUUAGGCUUUAUUGCCACGGACGUUGACUUGGCAGAGAAUACUCUUUGGUGGACGCAACCCAAUACCCCGCCCCCUGUUUUCCAGAAUCGCAAGGAUGUUCUUCUCGAAUUCGAGGAGUCAAAUUCCUCCAAGCGGGGCGGUAAGUCUACUGUGACCAAGGAUGUUUAUAUCUUAUUCAUCGACUACUCCCAAACUGUGAUCACUGUGAACUUCGAUGCUCGCAAUCCCAGUGAUGCGGCCCUCGAACAGCGUCACGAGGCGCCUCCUCAUCAGCCGCGUCAAGAUCAACUCGAGACUGCCCACAACCAGAUUGGCACGCGCAUUGCGAAUGCAGUCAAUGGAAUCCAGAACACUACUGUCGCGGAUGGUACCCCACAUGGCCUGGUGCAGCAUCUACUCAGUCCUCUGUCUGAUGUCCUGCUUCCUGUUGGCACGCGCGCCUACGGUGCUCUUGUCUACUCUAACCUGGCCAAUGCUUCGGUUCAGCAAAAUGAUGAGAUCCGCGCAGGAGAUGUUGUGACUUUCCGGAACGCACGGUUCCAGGGCCAUCGUGGCACCAUGCAUCAAAAGUACAGCUCCGAGGUUGGCAAGCCCGAUCACGUAGGCAUUGUCGUUGACUGGGACGGCACGAAGAAGAAGAUCCGCGCCUGGGAGCAGGGCAGAGAAAGCAAGAAGGUCAAAAUGGAGAGCUUCAAGCUGAAUGACUUGCGGAGUGGAGAAUGUAAGAUGGGUGGUGAUCUCAACCUAAAGAAAUCAUGGCACCCCUCCCUCCUCCGCAACCAGGAGCGCGUCUGGGCGGAAGAGAAACGCGCCCUCGAGGAGCGCAAACGCAUCGACCAGCUGCGGCGCGAGCGGGACGAAGAGCGCCAGAUCCAGGAACUCCAGCGGCUGCAGGAGGACUCGGGCGCCCCGCGCCAGAUCCAGCGCGUCGACUGGAUGUACCAGGAGCCGUCGAGCGCCACGGGCCACUACUCCGAGGAGAUGGAAGGGUACCUCUUGGGCAAGCGGCGGUUCGAUCAGAUUCUGCUGAAGAACGAUGAGAGUCAGGCGCUGAAGAAGGGGGCCGCCGGGGUGGGCGGGGUCGCGGUCGCGGGUGCGGGGGACGAUGGUGCCGCGGGCGCGGCUGCAGGGACGAAUCCCCGGGAUACGAUGGCGAAGGUUCUGGCGGAUCCGUUGUUGGAGAUUCGGAAGAGGGAGCAGGCGGCUUUGGAGAGUGCGAUUAAGGAGGGGGUGAGGAGGGGGUCCCAGGUGGUGGGAGGGAGGACAGGGAUCGCAGAGAUCGCGACUACGACAGAAGAGACCCGGACCGCGAUCGCGGCGACAGAGACGGCAGCGAGAGAGAGUACCCCAGCAGGCAUCACCGUGACCGAGAGGACCGUUACGACCGCUCUUCUCGUCGGAAUGCGCCCCGUGAUCGAUCGCCGUCACCCCGACCUGAUCGCCAUCGCUCAGACAUACGCCGUUCUGAUGACCGGGGAGAUGGUGCUCGUCAGGACAGGACCGAGGGACUCGUACAAUCGUGACCGGAACCUGCAGGAUGGCAGAAACAACAACAACAACACGGAGCAGGGAGCCAAGGAUUUGGAGCAAGAACGUCAGCGCAAACUGGCAGAGAUGCUUUCCAACGCAGACGAGAUGGAGGAAACCCGUCGUCAGCGUAUUGCAGAGGUUACCGCUGCGGAACAGAAGCAGCUCGAGGAGGACGAGAAGCAUCGCUCUGAGAAAGGCCGUUUUGUGUCGGGUCUUCAUCGCCAACUCCAGGAAGACAAUCUGGAUGACCGCCUCAAACGUAGUCGUGGUGGACUUGCUCGGUUGGAUGAUGAUGAGUGAGCAUUCUCGUUAGGUGCAGCGCUCUACUACUACCACUACUACCACUACUAUGUUUUUAUCCAAUGGUCCCCGGCGUCUUUGGUGCAUUGCAAUCGAUGGUUGGCGCAAUAAUGACAAUUUUGCAAACUAGUGUCCAUACACCUCAAUUCUGCUAGAGGCAGGCAGAUUGGGUAGGAAGUG